Molecule: messenger RNA, 785 nt
Organism: Larimichthys crocea (large yellow croaker)
Lineage: Eukaryota; Metazoa; Chordata; Actinopteri; Sciaenidae
Product: cysteine-rich and transmembrane domain-containing protein 1
Exons: 3
Coding region: 212-610 (132 amino acids)
Cellular component (GO): extracellular exosome
Source: RefSeq, a predicted model, not a curated record
AAAUGACAUCACGUCCAUCACACUAACGCGAUACGAGCUGAGGUUACAGAGACAGGAGCGUCGUUCAUUGCGGUAAAAAAAAAAAAACAAAAAAAAACGGAAUUGUGAUAAACACUGAAGACGGAAAAGGUUUCUUAAAAAAAACAGGCACUGCUGCUGUUUACCACAGGCCAGGACACGGUUUAUUUAAAGGUGAUUGUUCAACCCAAAGAUGAAUUUUGAGCAGCCCCCUCCAUACCAACAAGGCCCCACCGCUCCGGGCUACCCAGGCCAGAUGCCACCUCAGGGUUACCCUCCACAGGUGAACAUGGAGCAGCCUAAUCCAGCUUACCCUAACUACCCUCCUGGACCAAUGGGCCCCGGAGUCCCUUAUCCUGGCCCAGGACAGGCUCCUUAUCCUGGCCCAGGACAGCCUCCUUAUCAAGGGUACCCUGGACAACCACAGUUUGGCUGGCAGGGGGGACCCCCUCCUGGGCCUAUGUAUGGGGAACCUCCCAAAAACACAGUGUACGUGGUGGAGGACAGGAGGAGAGACGACACAGGAGACACGUGCCUGACAGCCUGCUGGACAGCUCUGUGUUGCUGCUGUCUCUGGGACAUGCUGACAUAACGUAUUCUCCAACCGUCCACUCCCAUUACCGACUUGCACCCCAUUUCUGUGCCUCGAACCCAGUCACCCUCUUCCCCCAUCUGCCUUAAACCUCGCACUCCCUCCAAACCACCCCGUCCAUUCCCGCUCCAGGUAUUUUGCUCGUCUAUAAAUAAAAGCCUUGAUCCCACAUGGA